AUGGAGACUAGAAGCUCAAAGAAGGUGGGUACUAUUGGCAAGACGACAGAGAGCUCAAGAGAGCUAGCCCCGAGUGGCACUAGUGGUGCUACGGGUGGCCCCCAAGUGGGUAUCCAUGGCGCGGGUAGCGCCAGUGGUGUUAUAGGCGCUGGGAGUGAAGUGGGCAAUGGAGCAUGGUGUUGGGUCCUCGAUUGGAGAUGGCAGGAUAUGCCUCAAGAGAGUCAGGCGGUGUCUAUGGGGAUGGCCUAUGGGGCUAGCCUAGGUGGCGCCCAAGGGGCCGUGUCUCUUGUUGAUGGCGCCAAGGACUCAAGCAACGGAGUAGAGGAGUAG
This is a messenger RNA of Ilex paraguariensis (yerba mate), 330 nucleotides long. The record is from the annotation of a GenBank genome assembly. Lineage: Eukaryota; Viridiplantae; Streptophyta; Magnoliopsida; Aquifoliales; Aquifoliaceae.